AUGAACCGCACAAGCGACCUACAUCGAUCGACGUCAGAUACUCUCAAACGAGACAUGGAACGCUCAAUAUCGUCCCCUGCAACGAAUUCUGCGCGUCAGUUGAGCUUCAGUACCUUUUUAAUAGACGAUUUGGCGUCCCCCGUGCAGCUCCAGAAGGUCGCAAAGCGACCCCCACCACCGCCACCUCUGCCGUCUUUGAGAGCUCAAGGAGCAUCACGAGUUGACCAAAUGUCGUUGCGACGUCAAAACCUACCACGUGCCAUCUCAUCGAGACGACGAGGAGGCUCUGAUGGAGAUAUUCCUGUAUUGGAAGCGGCUCGAGAUAGCAGUGGCUUUCGUCUGGAUGUGGCAGACCAGGAAGAAGUGGAAAUGAAGAGUGACGGAGAGGACGGGAUAGACGCCAGAGUCGUGGUAGGCGAGUUCGACGCCGAAGAGGACGACUUUGUGCCCGUGCUGCAGACAGCAGAGGACGCAUUAAAGGCCCAUCGACACAUGAACAAUAAGAAAUUUUCAUGGAGAGUAUCAGCAAGACGAGGUGUGCCUAUUGGCAAGACAGUCCGAGUGCCCGACCAGGAGACCCUUUUGAGAAUGUCGACGAACAGUACAGAGUUAUCGUCGAGUUAUUUGAGCAACAGCCAGAAAUCGAGGAAGAGUUUUGCUUCGUCUGUACGUAUUGACCGUGAAUUGGUGCGCAGUGGGUGGCUUUACAAACAGGCAAAUGUCAUGAAAACAUGGAAGCGACGGUAUUUUGUGCUGAUUAAACGAACAAAUAUUGCCACAGGUGAGUACUGGGCAUCAUUGCAGUACUACAAAGGAAACAAUUUUGGCAAGCUGCGGGGAGAAAUGCAUUUACAGGAUGGCAUGCUGUCAGUACGCUUUUUGGAACCGGACGAGACCAAGAGGCCAUUCUGUUUUGAAGUAGCCGGCGAAGAUUUUUCGUUUGUGUGUUCUGGAUCUAAUGACGACGAUGCAAGCGCGUGGGUGUGUCUACUGCAGAGCUUAUCAGGAGGAGGUAGCAGCACAAUUCCACCGUCGGCCGGUCUUAUUGGCACAGCGGCUACCAACAGUCUGUUACAAUCGGGAGAUACGUCAAAGGGAAAUCGAGUUCGUACUAGCACCGUUGACGCUCGAAGCAUUCGCAUUGUGGCGGAAUUACGGAAAGUGCUUCACACAAGCAAGUCCCCUGAAGCCGCCAAGUAUAAGAGCUUUAUCAGCUCGUACGAGUCUCAAAGCACAGAAGCGCUUCGUCAGUUUCGAGAGUUCCAUGCAACGCUGACAGAUUCCAUCGUGACGGACCACGGCGCUCGUAUUUUGGCAGCACUUAAGGAUCCAGGCAACGAUGGUAUGAGUAGUGAUAAAUAUGCAGACACGAAACAAGCCUUGCAGCCGAUAUCGCUUGACGUAGUGCGUUCGGCUGUUUCUCGUCAUGUGGAAGAAGUGCUCUUCGUGCCGCUUCAGGACAAAAUUAACUCGAGUCUACGUCGUCUGUACCACGAGGAAGAAUCCUCGAUUAACCGCAAAGUUAGAUGGUUACAAGGAAAAGACCAAGUUUACUUUAACAUCCCGCUGCAUCAGGUCUCGUGGAAGGAAUGGAGGAAAGCAUCAAGAAUUCUUGCACAAAUUGCUCAUGUACCUCUUCCCGCAGCAAAAUACGAUGUACUUACGAAUACGAUCAAACAGAUUCAGGCGACUUAUGCGGACGAGCACUACGCGGCGACUGAAUUGGAGGCUCUCGAGACCGAUGACAUCAUACCGAUUUUCACUUACGUGCUGUCAAACAGCGGACUGGAGAACCUAAUCUCACUCAAAACCCUGUUGACUGAACUGAACGGGUCUUGGGCCGUCGGCAGAUCCCAUGAUGACGAAACAUCACUUAAUAUUCUGACAGACGCAGUCGACUUCAUCAGCAACGUCAACAUUCCCGCCGUAUUGGAAGACAUUUUCAAGGACCAAAUUACGCUCUCAAUUGAUGGUGACUGGCGACGUGUACUGGAGUUUGAAGUCGAACCCACAUACCGCUACGGUGCAAUUGUAGAGCAUAUUUCACCUCACGGCUACUCAGCUGUUGGAACCAUCAUCACUCGAGGUUACGUAUUAGUGACAGUGAAUGGCCAAAAUGUGGUACUAUGGCCAUUCCAAGACAUAAUGACCUUGCUUCUUGAGUCGUCGUCACCCCAUCGAUUAGCCUUCAUCCCUGAAAGCAGUUAUUUCAAAAUUUUGACAUCGAACAAAGCGCUGUGGAACGUGGCGUUGAUGCACGCAUGCCAGCGCGGUGAUGUGUUCAGUGUACAAAUGCUGCUGGCAAACGGUGCUGACGUGAAUUAUGUUGCUCAUGAGUGUGGAAGUAACUCGCCACUGCAUGUCGCAGUAAGUGCUUUACACUUUAACAUCGUUUCAUACAUGCUUCAGCACGGCGCAAAGGUAAAGACUAUCGGGGAGUGUGGUCGCAGUGCACUGCACAUGGUUGGGUCUCCCUGCAUGAUGCCUACAACAAUGAGCAUGACGAAAGCAACAAAUGGAACAUCGGCUACCUUGAGCGACUCAGAUAAGGCCGUUUUGAUUAUCAAGAAACUACUAACGCAUGGAGCGCAUGUCCAUACUGUGGACAUCUAUGGCAAUACCCCAAUCAUGUUGUUGGCAGAAAGAGGCUAUCUUGGUGGAAUCGAUGUGAUAAUGGAAGUCGAUAGCAAUAUUGACUUGAAUGUGCGGAACUGGCAGUGUGGCAUGAGCGCUCUCGCCUUUGCAGCAAAGAGCGGCCGUACAAAUGUAGUGGAGGGGCUACUAGAUUAUGGCGCUCAAGCCAAUAUUCGCACGCUACACGGUGAGACCCCACUACAUUUUGCGGCAGCUAGUGCAAGCCAGCGUGCGUGCCAGUUGCUUAUAGAAAAGGGCUGUGGUGUUGAUGUGCGUACAAGUGAAGGGUUGACACCAUUGAUGAUCGCAGUUGCGAAAGAUCACGGGAUGGUCAAGGAGAAAGACGCUUCUUUGUCUGUACCAUCGACAACGGAUCAUCACGGCAACUGCAACAAAAAUGACAACCACUGUCAGAAGACAACGGUUGGUCUGCUGAGCAGCAUUAAUGUGGACAAGUCCUCAGUCAUUUCUACAAUAAAUUAUCUCGUGCAGAGUGGUGCAGAAAUGUCUGCAGUUUGCGAUUUGUAUCGUACACCUUUGCAUUAUGCAGCUCUAUAUGGAUGUGACGGGUUAUACGCGUAUCUCGUAUCAAAAAUGGCGGACGACGCAAAUGUGGCAAGACGUGACUUAUAUGGACAGUCCGCAGCGGUUAUAGCGGAAGCUAGUCGCUCCUCGCACGCGCUUGCGAGUGAAGACGCGUCUACUGACAAUAGUUCCGCCAUGGUCCAUGGGGAUUACAGUGAGAUGGGCGAGAACGAUGAUGACUCUGAUGAUGAAGACAUUGAUGACUUGGAACAGGCUGACAUUCCUAUGUCACUUUCAGGAUGCAAAGGUCUUUCCGGAAAGUGUUUGAGCAUCAAGGAUCUUGUGACGGAAGAGAUUAAUGGAGCCGAGGAAAUUAUUGCAGGGACUUUUGACGCUAUUGCCGACCUUUUGUUGCGCUAUGAGAACUACCGUCUGGAGGAGUUAAGUGCACUCAUUUGGUCAUGCGGGUAUGCUUGUAAUGGAGGAGGGGAUACCUUCCGUGACACGGUAGAUAUUUUGCGACACAUUUGGAAACGGCAUUCGAUCGGAACGGAAGCUGGGUUCUACGCGCGGCGUGUGUUGCUGAGUGCAUUAAAUAAGUUGGUGGAGAUUCUGAAGCACAGUGUGGAAUGUGAUAUGAUUGUGUGCAAUUACGCUGCUGAAUUGUAUACGGAACUGGUCCCUUUACCGAAUGAGCUGGCCAAGGAGGACCCACAGUGUGCGCAAUGGCUAAGUGCGUCGCUGUUGCCUGAGUUCGUAGAUGCUUGUCAGUCAAACCGCGUGCAGGAAUUUCAGGUGCUGUCUUUUUGCGAGGGUGAUUAUACGUCGCUGAAGCAUUUCAUCUGCACAGCGAAGCAAGCAAAUCCAAACCUUGAAUUUUUGGAUGACGAUCUAUUCGGCGUUGCGACGGGUAUGGAGAUUAUUACGGAAGCGAUGCGACGCCGAUUGUCUCUCGCUGGUGUGUGGAAGAAGAGAGAAGGAAACAAGUCAUUUGUGGUUAAGCCAGAGGAGAUUCUUGAUUCCGUAUCGGAAGCACGGUCGACUACAAUUACGCCCUGGCAGCCCAGAGGUGUGAAUGUGGGCCGUCCAUAUACGGUAGAGCAGCGGAUGACGAGAUUAUGGAUCUUGGAUUUGGAUCCCUGCAUCAUCGCACAGCAGAUCACUCUGAUGCAGCACUAUUUUUUUAGCAAGAUUAAAGUGUCUGAAGUGUUGGCGUCCAAACGCAACGCGGAGAAAACACCAGGGUAUCAGCGACUACGGCUGCUGCAUAAUCACAUUUCCACUUGGGUAGUUGGCCAAAUUCUGAUACGAAGCGAUGUGGACCAACGUGCAGAAAUUCUGGCCUAUUUCAUUCGUGUUGCUGGCGUUCUGCUCUCUCCCCUGCAAAAUCUUGAUGGAUUUAUGGCCGUUAUGAACGCAUCGAAUGAUUCUUCAAUCUUCCGGCUCAAGAAAACAUGGGGCCGACUUCAACCGCAAGCACGCGACUUGUGGCAAAAGCUGGUGCCGCUAACGGAGAAGGGUGCUCGGCCACUUAACAAGUUCACGAAGGAAGCGACUCCACCGCUGAUCCCGUAUAUGGGUGUUGUCAUUCAAAACGUGAUCGCUCUGCAGGAGUACCCAGAUCGUGUGGAGGGCGACUUGAUCAACUUUAAAAAGAUACGCUCCAUUAGCUCUCUCAUUCAACGAGUACUUUCUUUCCAGAAGACACCGUACUUGUUACCGACGAACAAGCGUGUUUUGGAACACAUUUGCUCACCAGUUCCUUUCGUUGAUAGCGACUCCUGUUUUGCGCGCUCUCUGACGAUUGAGCCCCGUGUCGUCGAUGCCGCAUCCGAUACUAAGUGA
Peronospora farinosa is the source of this 5004-nucleotide messenger RNA. Lineage: Eukaryota; Oomycota; Peronosporomycetes; Peronosporales; Peronosporaceae. The record is from the annotation of a GenBank genome assembly.